This is a messenger RNA of Dendronephthya gigantea, 1507 nucleotides long. Its product is annotated as threonine synthase-like 2. Gene Ontology annotation, biological process: 2-oxobutyrate biosynthetic process; dephosphorylation. The record is from RefSeq and is a predicted model, not a curated record. Lineage: Eukaryota; Metazoa; Cnidaria; Anthozoa; Malacalcyonacea; Nephtheidae. Gene Ontology annotation, molecular function: pyridoxal phosphate binding. Bases 61 to 1491 code for a protein of 476 amino acids. The transcript is spliced from 6 exons.
AACUCAGCUGUAUUGAUUUUUUUUUCUUUAUAAAAAUUGAAUGUUUAUUCUGUUGUAAUAAUGCGCUAUUGCAGUACUCGUGGUGAAGUAAGCGACAAAUCGUUUGAGGAAAUAUUAUUUAAUAAUUUUACCUCAAAUGGAGGCAUUUUUAUGCCAGAAACGAUCCCUAAUAUUGAUUCACAAACUUUGCAAAGUUGGUCAGAACUUUCUUACGUGGAACUGUGUAAAGCAAUAUCUAGAUUGUUCAUCUCUGAUAGCGAAAUACCCACGGACGAUUUAAGUGAAAUUAUCACUGCCGCAUUCACUGAUGUCUUCGACCAUAAGGAUAUAAUCCCAGUUAAGAAGGUUGUUCAAGGUGUCUAUGUUGCUGAACUUUGGCAUGGACCAACCUUGGCAUUUAAAGACCUGGCCCUAGCCUGUGUUGCUCAAUUUAUAGCAUAUUUCAACAAAAAGAAGUCCCGGCAUGGUACUGCUAUUGUAGCGACGUCUGGUGAUACUGGUAGUGCAGCCAUCGAAAGUAUACAGCGAUUCAAAAAUAUCAAUAUUAUUUGCAUGUUUCCCAAAGGUGCUUGUUCGAACGUUCAACAACUGCAGAUGACGACUGUCGUAGAUGAAAAUGUGCAUGUCUUUUCUGCAGAAGGCACCUCGGAUGAUAUGGACAUCGUUUUGCAGAGUAUUUUGAAACAACCUGACCUUGUUAAGAAGUACAACCUGUUCACAUUGAAUUCUGGAAAUUGGGCUCGAAUUAUGAUUCAGAUUGUCCACUAUUUCCAUGUUUAUUUUCAAGUGCAUCCCAACCCAGGUGAUGAGGUGAAUAUUGUUGUUCCAACUGGUGGAAUGGGUAAUGUAACAGCUGGUUGUAUUGCCUAUCUUAUGGGGUUACCAAUAAAGCUGACAUGUACCACAAAUGUGAAUGACACUGUUCACCGAGCAAUAUCUGAUGGAAUUUUUUCCCCAAAGCAAGUCUCAAAGACCAUUGCACCAGCUAUGGAUAUUCAGGUACCACCUAAUUUUGAGAGGGUGAUAUUUCUUCUCUCUGGUGUCAAGGAAGUGCAGGAAUUUGCAUCAAAUUUUGAGAAGAAUGGAAAAAGUGAAGUGCCACAAAAUGCAAAGAACAAGAUGUCUGCUGUACUAAGCUCACAAUCUGUUUCACAAGAACAAAUUCUAAAUAUUAUGAAGAAAUCUUGGUGUGAAUGGAAAUAUCUAAUUGACCCCCAUACUGCAACGGGAAUGCAUUUUGCUUUCAACACAACCAGCAUACAAAACGGUUCCCCUUCUGCUCAUGUUGUUGUCUCAACUGCACAUAUCGAUAAAUUUCUGGAGACGCUAGAGAUGCUUCAAAUUGAGCAUCAACCCUCCAAAAAAAUACAGUCUUUAUUUGAAAAGCCAACAAAAUUUAAAGAGUUGAAGAAAGGUGAAAACUGGUAUGAAAUUAUUUUGAAAACUAUUGAUGCCAUUGAUAGCAACCACAAAAAUACUGUACAGGAGUAAUUAUUUAAUUAUUCCC